Molecule: messenger RNA, 3085 nt
Organism: Morone saxatilis (striped sea-bass)
Lineage: Eukaryota; Metazoa; Chordata; Actinopteri; Moronidae
Gene: st3gal3a
Product: ST3 beta-galactoside alpha-2,3-sialyltransferase 3a
Exons: 11
Coding region: 269-1360 (363 amino acids)
Molecular function (GO): sialyltransferase activity
Source: RefSeq, a predicted model, not a curated record
CCGGUCCCCCAGCUGAGCAGCCUGCCUGGAGCAUGUACGGAGGGGCGGCGGGGGGGACACCGAGCCUUCCCCUCACGUGUGUUGAUAAAAUGCAGAGCUAGUUAUGACUAUUGGGGUGUUUUCUCAUAACGUUAAUGUUGCUCAAUGCAUAUCAGCAGCUUGGUGGCAAAAGCGGGGGCAGGAAGCAACGACGACUCUGAGGUCAACUUGAAAAUUAACGGUAUCCGUCCGGAUCCACUCUAGGAUGUGCCAUGUACGCUAGUUGGAAAUGAGAAUGAAAGCCAGUCGCAACCUCCUCCUGUGCCUCUGCUCCAUGCUGGCCCUGGGGUUCCUCUACUAUUCGUCAGGGAGGAUCAGCCUACGAGGCUGGGGAUACAAAUCAUUGUAUGACAAGCAAGGGUUCCUCCUGAAGCUGGAUGGUAGUCUGCCUUUGGAGCUGGUGUACAAGUAUGGGAAUCUCAGUGAGGGAGCCUGUAAGCCUGGUUUUGCUGCUGCCAAGAUGACUGCCAUUUAUCCAAAGUUCACCAAAGUGGCACCCAUGUUCCUUGAUCCAAAUUACAAGCGAUUCUCCAAGAUCAGUGACUAUUUGCCUCCGUUUGGAGUAAAAUCACAAGAGAAGAUCAUAGAUAUUCUUCUGUCAGCUACUAAGAGCUAUGGCCUUGGGGAAGAACUCGACAAUAUGAGCUGUAAGACGUGCAUCAUAGUAGGGAAUGGAGGAAUCCUGGCCAACAAGUCUCUGGGACAGAAGAUUGAUGAGUUUGAUGUGGUGGUCAGGUUAAACGAGGCCCCGGUGAAAGGUUUUGAGAAAGAUGUCGGAUCCAAAACCACCAUGAGGAUCACCUACCCAGAGGGGGCCAUCCAGAAGCCAGAACGCUACGAGACUCAGUCCCUGUUUGUCCUCUCUGCAUUCAAAGCUCAGGACUUCAAGUGGCUCCGACACAUGGUCUUCAACCAGAGGCUGCGUAGCACGGAUGGCUUCUGGAAGUCGGUGGCCAGGAACGUUCCAAGGGAGCCCAGUGACAUGCGCAUCCUGAACCCCUACUUCAUUCAGACGGCCUCUUUCAAGCUGAUCGGCUUACCUCACAACAACGGACAGAUGGGCAGAGGGAAUAUCCCAACACUGGGGGCAGUUGCCAUAACGAUGGCCCUUUAUAACUGUGAUGAAGUAGCUGUGGCUGGAUUUGGCUACAACAUGAGCACCCCCCGUGCCCCUCUGCACUACUAUGAGAAGAUCAGGAUGUCAGCCAUGAAAGAGUCCUGGACUCACAACAUAUCUAAAGAGAAGGAGUUCCUGGUGAAGCUGGUGAAGGCUGGAGUUAUCCAGGACUGGACCAAUGGGAUCUGUGGUGCAGGAUGCUGAUGGUCUGUACUCAGUUUCAUGGAUCCUGAAUGAAGCACUGUGCUCACCAGGGAAACUCAAGGCACUGUAGGCCAUGUUCCCAGCAGAGAGAAGCAGCUUUCACACACAGUGGUCAGUACAGAGACUGAGUAUAUGAGGCUUAUUGACCCGGGCACAUGGCCCCAGUGUUGCAUACUGACAUAUUGCAAGCAGUUGGCCUCUGGUUUGUAUCGCAGUAUUUAGUUCAUCCUAGUUGCAGGUUAGUGUAUAUUUACAUUGAUUUGGUAUCCUGGCUCACGGGUACGUCAGCAGUGUUGGUGAUCAAACCAGCACCUACACGAGGCCGCACUCCAACUAGAACUGCUGCAAGCUGGAGACAGGAGAAGAGGAUGAAGUGGUUGGGUUUAAAUAUUGAGCCUGUGCCAAGAAUACCUCUGCAAGUGUCCUUCUGCUCACACAUCUGAAUGUAAUCUACAUCAAACCUAUAGUCACUUAUUGAUAUCUUCCAGCUUCUGUGUUAAACAGGGUGCACACCACAUGACACAUUACUCAGCCGUCCUGGAUCAGUCUCUGGCAUCUGAGAGUAAACCCUCAUAUCAGAGCAACCUGGCAAUAAUCACAGCUAGUUUAGUUUGAGUCAGUAUGAAUGAACGCAAAUAAGAGAUUUCCUUCAGCAGCAGCAUGACCGUGAUGCAGGGUAGUAACAUUAUGUUUGUCCUUGUGCUGCAGUCUUACCUCCAAUGUCUGCUGGAUGUGGCCAAGUCACAUUUCGCUUCUAGUCAGCCGGACCACCACUGAAGAGUGAAAUUCACUUGUGAAUGUAUGUAAAUGUCUAUAUUUAUUGACAACUAACUAAUACUUAAUGAAGCAUUUCAUUUGUUACUGACUCUGUGUUAUGUACAAACACUAAACCUAUUUUAGUUUGUUUCUGUCACUUGUUGUUUGAAGCCUUUGAAGCAGCAGAAGGAAUAUAGGUUUUCCUCUGCUAAGAUGAAAUAAGACAGCGUGCUGUAUUACAGCCAAAAAGCAGAGGUUGCGUUAAACUGUCUGGUUGUCCUUCAUUCUGACAGACAUAAUCAUCUUUUUUAAUUAGCCUUUAUUUUUAUUUUUAUUUUUUAUGAUAGUGAGACAUAUAGCCUAUUUAAUAGUAUUUAAGUUUAGAGAACAACUUGAUCUCAAUCACAUUUAAUAUACAGAACUUUGAAUGAUUCAUUUAAAAGGGCAUAGAGAGAAAAGAACAACAGACACUGCCUGUGCAUUCACUUUCAUGAAUAAUUUUUUACCUCCUUGCUGCCACUUGCUUCCUCUGUAUCAUUAGAUGCUGGUGGAUGAUAACUGUUUUAUCACCUCAUUUAUCAACCACAUAAUGAUUAUUGGGCUUUCUAAAGAAACUUGUGACAGUCAGCUGUCGUCACAUUUUGUGUAGUAAUACAGCCUCCCAAUGUGAUGGCUAAAGCUAGCUACACAACAGGGUCAUGCAUGUGAGAUCAAAGACAAGGCUACUGGACAAUAGCUUGUUAAUCUGUCUGAAUGACGGCCUUCAGAGUUUUCUGUCAUUGUUAAAAAAUUUACCGUAUGUGUUACUAAUCAUAAAUGAGCAUGUUUUUAAACCUUCUGUGAAACUAUAGAUGUUUUUCUUCCCAGUACCAACUCUGAUACUUGAACUUUGUGUAUCGGCCGAUACCAAAUACCAAUCCAAUUUGUAGCAGGGUCCCGUUUCAGGGCUAAUAAAUUAUGUGGUGCACA